This is a messenger RNA of Lymnaea stagnalis (great pond snail), 22647 nucleotides long. The record is from the annotation of a GenBank genome assembly. NCBI's taxonomy places the organism in Eukaryota, Metazoa, Mollusca, Gastropoda, Lymnaeidae.
AAUAAUUCUUAAUUUAGAAAGCGUAUAGAAAUGCGCUGCAGAAAAAACUAACCAAUGAAAUUAAUGGACACAAAAUCUACGUUUCUACUGACAACUAUAACGCUACAGAGGAGAUAACUUUGUAAAAAGAGUUACUCUAAAAAAUUCCUUUACAAUAGACCUAAAAGUGAUGUCAGGUUCGAAACCAAAUAAAAAGCCAAUGCCUGCUCCAAGGUAAAACAAAAGGAUCAGCCUUUAAUUCUUUCUUUUUUUAUAUCUUUAGGGUGGAUUAAUUUAGAAUGUGAAAAUUACUAUCUGAGACUUUGACUUAGUCUUAGUCAUUCUAGUGAUGGACCAGUGAUAGUCUGAUACUGAUUACUGAUGAUCAAUGAUUAGUGAGUUAAGUGAGUAAGGAGUUCAAUAUCUAUUCAUACAAUUCCUGGCCUAUGCAAUACUAAUACUAAUAAUACAUACCACCACUAGAUGAUUAAAAUGUUCUAGGUGAACGUUAUGUAUAUCUAACUUCGGUACCCUAAAUAUUAAUUUGUUUUAAGUUUUAAGAUUUGGCUCAGAGAAUGAACAAUACUUAAGUGACUUAACAAAGUACUGAAAACUAGUACUAAUAUACUACUAGUACUAGUAGUCUGUAGGUACAACAUGAAAAUGAUACCAAAGCUAGUGAUACUAACAAUAUUCAAUUUAAUUAUAGUAAUUAUACUAUUAAAUAAAAAAAAAAAAAUACAAAUUCAAAUAUACAGAAACAAAAAACUAUAUGAAUAUAACUAUAUUAACUUACAGUGCAGCACAGCAAAUGAAAAGGUACAAUCCUCAAAAGAUAAAAAUAUUAAUUAACACACACAAAUUAAGAGUAAAAUCUUGGAAGUAUAUUAACAUCUCAUAUAAAUGUCUAGGAAAAGUUGCAAAAAUCUCUUUCAUCUAUGAAAGCUGCCAGCUUCUAUAGAUAGCGCAGAUAGCCUAAAUCAGAACCAUUCUUGAAAUUGCAUCACCUGAUAGCAUUCUUUAGAACAAAUAGAACAUAUUCAAACAUACAAUUUUUUUAUCAAUCAAGGGAGGGGUGGGUAAAUAGAGUGGCACAGCACAUUUAAUCGGGAGACAAUGCUAAAAUUAGGCCUUGUAACAUGUGUUACAAGAUUUUAAAAUAGAUUAUAAAAUAUGAGGGGAAAAAAUUCUUUGGCAUUUCCUGUAUUGUAUUAGAAAAAUAGAACUAGAUUCAAGUUUGAAGAGAGAAUUUUAAUUAAUUCUAUUAGUUUUAGUGUAUUUCAAAAUGAACAUUGAGUUACAUUGACUUUAUAAUUUAUAGAGAUCUUAAAAAACAGAAGUUGUAGUUUUAAUUUAAAUUUAUCUGUUGUAUUUUCUCCUGAAGAAAGCAUCUAGCCAAAAACCUGCUUAAUUGCCUUGUCUUUUAUUUUGAAGCCUAAACAUACCUUGUUCAACUCUAUAUUUACUUUCAAUGGCUUGAAUGCAGUCCCUCAUAUAUUAUUCAGAAUAAAGAAAGGUUGACAAUUGAUUCGCCAGCCUAUAGUUCAAUAUAGAUAUUUUCAGUUAAAGUAACCAUCUGGCUUUGGGUAAUCUGGUAUUUUAGCGUAUUAAAUUAAAGAUCUUUAACAAAUAUUUGCAACUUAGCUAAUAUAAUUAUGUUCUUGUUAUCUCCCCUUUCAUUGAUGACUAAAACACAUUGUCGUGGGUUUAAAAAUACAAGCAUAUUCCAAUAAGUAAAAAAGAAUUUGGAAUGAAUUAAUUGUUUAUUGAUAAUUUGCUGUCAAUGUUGUCUUUUAGAAGUACACAUCAAUAAUAACAAGUUCUUGUUAUAAUGAGUUGUGAGGUUGGGAUCAGUGACUUUUAAAGAAUUUUUUAUUGCAAUACAGAAACCAAUUACUAUUCAUUAAAUUUUUUCAGUAGUCGGACAAAUGAUUCAAAUCGUAGCAAAAAUGCCUCUGCAUCAAAAGGAAACUCCAGCAAGACUGGUAUGAGAAAUCAGUUAUUUACAAGCACUCGCAGUGCUGCUAUAUCUUCAGCAUCAGCUGCAAGAAAAGUUCAGACAACAGAAAAGGGACCAACUGUUUCCAAAGCAACAGUGCAGGUGAACAUUUUAAAUACUUUAAUAAUGACAUAAGCAAUAGCAUCACAUUCUGGUAGUACUAUAGAAAGUUUGAAUUGAAUUUUAAAGCCAGUGCUUAUAUAUUCUCUAAUUCUUCCUACCUGGUUUAUUACAUUUUAUUAAAAAAUCAACACAAAUGGUACCAGAGAUUACACAAUUAUUUAAAAUUUUCUAAAGGCAGAUAUGAUCUAUUAGCACCCAUUAACAUGUAGAAAUGACAUGCUAAUAAGAGUCACAUGUUUUUUCUGAAUCAAAAGAUGAACUACAAGAGCCAUAUAUUAGCUAAUUCCCUUAAAUGCACAUGUUUUAAAGUCAGUAAAAUGAUUGCUAGAUGCAUUUAAUUAUUCCAACAAUGCUAUGUAAAUGUUCAUUCUUAAUUUAGAAUUGUGUGUAUAAUAAACAUUUAAACAAAGAUUUUAAAUUUUAUGUAACACCCUAUCAGUGAUUUUUUUUAAUUGAAAGGAAUGGAUUGGGUUAAUUUAUGUUGAUUAAUGAGAUACAAUUUGUGUAAAUAAAACAGUAUCAGUAACCAUUAUGGUAAUUUAAAGACAAAAUAAAAAUUUAAGAUGUUUUGUUUUAUUUCUUCAUCCAUUCAACAAAAAACACAUAUUGCAUGAAUCUAAAUUAAAUUUAAGUUGGAAGUAUAUUUUGAUUUUGAAAAAGAGGUGCUUAAUGCAGAUUGAAGAUUUGUUUUGAUCAAUGGCAAAAAUUUAUUUUGCUUCCACAUAGAUAAUAUAUUUAGAAUAUUUUCUUUCAUUUAGAUCGCAUGCAUCAAUAUUUAAUGCCGACUAUUUACUUCCAUUAUAGAUUUUUGAUGAAAAUGGGGUAGAUGUGACACCUUUGCCUCUUCUUCAUUUGGAUCCUACAGCAGUUAAAAAACCUCCAGCAAAUGUCUUAGGUGAAAGCUCUGUAGGAACUGUAAGCAAAUAGUUUAAAUUAAGCUAAAUGAUACAUCAGUACAUACAAAUUUAGUCAGGAUGCGAUUUAAAAUCUUGUGAGAACUUUGUUUUGUAAUCAAUGCAUUGCUUUGUCAUUUGUAACACUCAAAAUAUAAGUGGUGUAUCAUUUAAAGGGAAUAAGUAAAUAAAACCAUAAUCAAAAUGUUGAUUAUCACAUUAAUAUAUAUACAAAUAGUAUAUUUAGUAUAUUUAGGUUUAAAUGUUUUAAAGAAUUAAUAGUUGGAAUUUUAUAGGAACACCUAUAUAGACUUAGGUGUGAAGAUUGCCUGCAAGAAAAUUGACACUUAUCAAUAUCUUUAAAAUAAUUUUGAAAGUAGAAAAAAAAGCUGUUACACUUCUCUGAUAUGGACACUGCUUAAUUUCAAGAGGAAUUAUUUUAGAAGUUUGGAAUGAAAUUGUAGCAAGUGAAUUAUUCCUGUAUCAUGUGUUUCAGCCUACAGAUUUGAUGUCUCAGACAUCAGCCUCUUUUUAUGGAGGACAAGGAACUCAGGCUGGCACUACUGCAACAAGUGUUUUUGGUGGUGGUCCAUUUACAAGGUAAGUUUUGUCUUCCUUUACUAAUAAGACUCAUAGUGUAUACAACUGAUGCAAAAAAGAUGAAAAGCAGUUUAAAAACACUAAUUAUGGUACAGUACAGUACAGCAUAUGCAAGAUGAAAAAAAACCCUUUACAUAUAUAUCAGUAAAAAAAUUAAACCAAAAGAGACAAUGAUAACUAAGAUGAAAAUAGUUUUAACUAAGAUGGUAAUAGUACUUUAUAGAAAUGUAGGUGGAUGAAAGUGGGAAAAAAAAGAUUGAGUUGGCAAGGAGCAGAGCAGCCAAAUGUAGAGGUCAAUAGUGUAAAGAUGUGCAGAUUGUUCAUCUGAAACAUAAUGAGAAGUCAGUCAUACUUUACAUUAUCACUGGGUUUUACCUUGCAUAAAGAUGAAUGUGGAGAGAGAUGUAGACUCUUGAAGAAGUUGUCAGAAAUAGAAUCUUAAUAUAUUUAUGUCAACAUUUAUAAAAAAAGUUGGGCCUAAAAUUGGAUGAAAUUAAACUAGAAGUUAGUGUUUUAAAAAAAAGAUGAGAAAUUCAGUAUAAUGUGUAAGUUUGCUGAUAUAUUACUGAUUCACAUAGCUUUAAAAAAAAUUACAUACCAAAAUUAUUAUUUAACUUUUGGCAAAUGAAAUUUUUUUAUAAGUUUAAGAUAAAAACAUUUUUCAGAAGAGGUUGAUCGAAGGUGAUAUCUUUGAAAGAAUUUUUUAAACCUUUAUGAUGACACCUAUGCCUCAAUAAAUUUACAUAACGUAUAAUAGACAAUCCAUUUAGGCUGUCUUUUCUGCGAUACAUUUGUUUUGUUUAGCUUUACCGUACAUCAUACUUUUUAACCUAGGUUUGCUGCCAUUUUUUACUCUUGUCGGUCUCCAUAAUUUUCCAUAAAUAGAUAGAGAGAUUUUAGAGACAUCCUUCUUUUAAAGUAAUAUUCUUUUGACUAAAACUUUAUAUAAAAUUGUGUAAUGAUCAUUAGAUAUUGGUAGCGUUUUAUAAUAAUGGAAUAGUAUAAAAAAACUACAAAUUUUACCAUACAUUUUCUACUAGAAAUAUCUCACAAUUUUGUUAUCAUUCAAGCCUUGGAUUAUGUUGUUCUAGUAAAGAGAUAACAGAGGCUAUGUUGUAGAUGCAAACAUACUCUGGAUUUGUAUUAAAAUAUAAAAUUGCUAUGCCGUAACUGUCAAUCAAUUCUAAAUUAUCCACUACCAGGUCUGUUUUUACACAGUCAUAUGAAGCAGGUUCUGACUCCAUACCACCAGAUGAAUCAGGUCCUGCUGACCUCACAACUUUUGCUGGUAAGGCAAGUGGAUAGAUAUAUUUAUAAAUUGCAUGGCCGUUGCAUGACUUUUGGGAAUCCUCAGCCUCUUUUCCGUUUUAUGCCUCCUAAAUUCAUAGUUGAUAGCUUCAAUUUUUUCAAAGCACAUCUUUGGACCCAUUAUAUAUAAGAGGCUUCUAGAGAUGCAGGACCCACACAACGGCUCUGGCAAUAGGAUUGAUAUCUUCAAGGUUGCUAUUACCAAAAUUGAUGGUAUAUUUUGUAGUAGGCCCUAUAUUUGAAUUCAAUUGUUAUAGUAUUUUAUUCAAAUGCCCAUUAUACCUUUUCUAACUUAUAAAUCUAAUCUAAUUGACUGAAAGCUACAUACCCUGACCUGGAAAUGUGUAAACAUAUUGCCAGGUACAGCCACAGUCAGAAAAGUGUUGACAAAUAGUUUUUAUUUUGUAAUGCUUAUUCUUUUCAAUUUCUUCCAGAGGUUCGUCAUAAACGCCAAGAGGUACAAGAAGUACCUACGGAAGAAGACUUAGAAAAAAUUGUGGACAUAACUUUGACAGAGACAGAAACUAUUUGGAUGUUUGAUAUGCCUGAUGUUAAAGUUUCCCAAGAGAGCGAAGAAGUGGUUUUGUUGGAUAAAAGGAACAAGACUUAUGCAGAGGUAAAUAUAUUAACACCACAUGAUUAUGAAUACAAAAUAGAUAAAGUAAUCUUUAAUUUUGCAAGUAUAAUAACCUUGAAAAGUAGUUUCAAAAACAUAUUUAAAGAAGCAUUUAUUUAAUGAAAAAUAAUUAAUCCAUAAUAUCUCAUUGUUUGCCAUUCCUUAAUAUGUGAAAAGUUAUUACAAUCUGUUUUAAUUUUAAUUUUAUUUCAUACCUUGUUAUGAUCUUUUGCUUUCAUUGUGUAACUAAUUGACAAAAAUGUGUGUUUUACACUUGUUAUAUUUAUUUCAGCUCCUGAAAAGCCGAGUUGGGAAUGAUUUAUAUGUGGAGAGAGGAAUGAUCACUUUCAAUGAACCACACAAAUUAAAAAGUGUGCAGACAGCCAAAAUUGACCUCAUUGUAAGUUGAAGCCAACAUCUUCUGACUCAGAGGUGGCUACCACAUGUUGCCCUUAAUUUAUCAGUGACUGAGAUAAACCCUUAUGGACAGUUAAAAAAAAUUAGCCCAUAGAAGUGUAGCUGGAACAUUGAUAAUUUUUACACAAUGAUACUUUUUUAGUAAUGAGACACUUAAUUGCAGGAUUUGAAUGCAAACAAUUACAAGGAUUUCUGCUCUAAGUAAUAUUAAUUAGGUUAUUCCAUUAAUAUUUUGAUAACUUUUUCAUUCUCUAAAAUAAAUUCAUGGUAGUUUUAUCUCAAAUUUUAUAACAUUAAUAAUAAUUGAAAACAAAUUAAUAAAAGUGAUGUAAAUCAAAUCUGUAAGUUAACACUAUAUUUUUUGCAUGCAACAAGUGUAACCAAAAUUUAUUUUGUUUAAGGUUAACUAAAGUAGAAUUUGAGAAAUUAAAUAAAAAAUUCAACAAAAUGUUAAAAUUAGUGGAAACAUAGUAUAAAUGUACAGAUAAUGGUGGAAUAAAGAUAAAAUUGAAUUGUUUUGCUUUUUCAUAUAUAGGCCGUAGGGGUUGAAUGUACACACUGGGACAUGUUUGACACUUAUGAUGCCAUUGAAAAGGAAAAGAAAGGUAAUCCUAAAAAAUACUCCAUGCUUCUGAAAAAUGAAAUACUUGUGCCGUUUUGCUUUACGAAUCCUAACCAUUGUACAUUUCACUCAACAUAUUUUUGCAUGUGUAAGUUGUCUAUAAAUCCAAAUGCUUUAAUAUUUUUUUUAAAACUAGUAGUAAUCUAUACAAAAAUAUGGAAAUAGUUAGUUUUUUGGAGUAUAUAAAUCUGCCAAUUUUUUUCAUUAUUCAAUAAAAGUUAAAUAAUCAGAUUAAUUGUGACCAGAAGUAAUUGGUGUAAAAGAAAAGAUCAAAAUGUUUGAUGACAUAUUAUAUACUAAAUGGCAGCAUAUUUUGCUAAGCAGGCUAAUAACCAUAGUUUGUUCAUUAAAGGCUUUGGUGCUGAACUCCAAAAUUAUAUGUCAUUGAUUUUGCAAUUCUUUGAUUUCACUCAAAAUGCCAUUGUGAUUAGGGUUUCUUGCAUUUGAUAUAGUAUGCCUGGGAAUAAAGUAUAAGGCUGUACAAUUGAAAUCUGGCUUACAGUUGUCAGAAUAAAAGAAUUUCUUUUUAAUUUUUAUUUAACAACUCAAAAUAUGAUUAUCUCUUCUUAUAUAUAUUUUGCUUCUAGUGUGGCUGGUUCCUUUUCAAAACCAGCCUUCCCCCUAUUGAACAUGUUUUAUAUAUUAAUAGUACUGAGUGGAAAAAAAAAAGCUGUCAAGUAGAUAGCGUCAUGACAGCUUUUUUAAAUCUAAGUUGAACUCAGGUAAAAAGAUUGAAUUUUUUCGGAUGUGACUAUUAUAUUAAUCAAUAAAGAGCCACAGGUAUGGUGUAGGACUGUCUGUAGCACAGACUGUCUUUAGGAUUGUCUCUAGGCCUAUUGUUUAAACGCUGGCAGGAAGGGGUAGGACUGUCUGUAGGCCUAUUGCUUAAAAGGCCGGCAUAUAUUAUAGAAAAUGAAAAGUUAAAUGUGUAACACUAUGACCCACCUGGUAUUUUCUAAAAAAUACCAGAACCUGGUGUAAAAAACUGUUGUCCCACCUCCCCCCCCCCCGGUUAAGCCCUAGUAUUUUAUUCCCACCUGGUUUUUUCUAAAAAAUACCCGAACCUGGUUGAAAAAACUUUUGUCCCCCCUCCCCCCCCCCCCCGGUUAAGCCCUAGUAUUUUAUUUAACCACUGUUAAGAAUGGAAUUUGUUUUAAAAACAUGUUUCAUGGGAUGGGAAUUUACCUGUGUCAUACAUGAGGCAGUUGAGAAUUCUACCAUUGGAUCACUCAUGUACAUAAAUAAUCCUGAAAUUAUUAAAUAUGUUAUAAUUUUAUUCUGUUUAUAUAUGCACAUUUUUGCAAUGGAAACUCAUCUUAAUAUACAUUUACUUAGGGAUAACUUAAAUUUAAAAAUUCAUAACUUUGUUAAAAAUAGUUUGUUAGGCAUAAUUACAAUUUAAAUAAUUUCUCUUGGUUAUAUACAGUUAGAGGCUAAAUAACAGCUUGGUAUUAUUAUUUUUUUUUUACACAUCUAGUGUGGUAUGUAUUUUGUUUGGUAGUUUUAUUUUCAUUGUAGAUUUUGUUACAGGCAAAAUUUCCCAUUAUCUUAAAUGAAAUCCAAGAACACUGUGAUUCUAUGAGGAAAAUAUUGUGUUAUUUGUCAAGGGAAUAUUAUUUUAAAAGAAUUUAAUCUAUUUAUAUUGUCAAUUCCAAUUCAAUAGACUAGUUCCAUGGUGCCCCUCUCUUUACUUUAAAAAAAUAUUUCUAUUGUUUAUUACAAUUGAAUAUAUAAAAAGCUUAAAAUUAUUGUCAUACUUCCUAGAACUAAUUCUUGAUACUCUGCCUGACACACAUUUUAUAAAAUGUUUCUAAUGUUUCACAAUGUUUCAUAGUCUACCUUCACGCUAAGUAUAAAAUUUCUAUUUUUCCUUAUAAUUAUAAUUCCAUAAUUAAGUUAUACAAAAAAUCCUCUAGGUGAUGAUUCUUGUAGUAUCAAAUUGCAUAUUUUUCAACUACUUAGUUAAUAUUUUUGCUGAAAAAAAUUAUUUAUUUAGUUGUAUGGAUCGAACAUUACCAUUUCCUUUCUGAAGUGUGUCCUCUUUUGAUGCAUAAACUCAGUCACUGAUAAAAGAUUUUACUUUUAUCUAACCAUUGACAUUGACAGUUCUUUUUUAGUACUACAUAUUAUGACUUACUUUCAUAAGCAAAAACUGAGGAUGAUGGGGUAGAAGCCAGCAUUGAAAACAGGAGUGAUAAUUCUGAGGAUAACAAUGAUGAUAUCAUUAAGGGUAUUAAAUUAUAAUGUGCCUUUGAAUUAAUGUUUUUCAUAAAAAAUUAUACAUUUGAAUAUUACAACAAAGUUUUGUUUUUUUUCAAAUAUAAUUUGAGCUGAAUUGAUUCUGGACUUAUUCUGAUUUAAAUUUACAGGAAGUUUUUGUGUACCAAGAGACAUGCUAGACUAAUGGUUUUGAAGUCUUAAAGUUAAUAUUGCAACCCCAUAUCUCAUAUCAAACAUGUUUCUUACCACAAUUAUAUGCUAAUUUUUUAAAUCUCUCCCUUCCCUCUUUAGUUGGAGAUGUUGAGAGUAUUUUUCUAUUUACUGUUGUGUUUUUUGAAAGGCUUAUUAUACUUAUUUGUGUUUCACUUAUGUAGUUAUUAUACUUACAUAUAAAACUAACCAAAAUGUUUUGCUUGAAGUGUACAUUACUAGGUACAUUAUCCUAGAACCAGAGUAGGUCUUAUUCUUAAAAUUAUUAUCCUUUAAGUUAAAACACUACAGGACAAAUAGACCUAAAGUUAAUAAUAUUUCAUGUCCUUUUUUUAAUCUUAGAGGAAGUAGGUAUUUUGUUUUCAUAAUGCUUUUAAGUUCAACUUUGUUGUAGCAUCACCAGUCCUGUUUACCCUCAAACUCUUCAAAUCGUACAAUAUCAUCACAAAAUCGUUAAAUACACCAUCUUAAUAGUAAAAAUAAAACAUACAGUAUAUAUAAUGCAUACACCUCAAAAUCGUACACUGUACGCCAAAAUCGUAAAAGUAAACAGGUCUGCAUCACACAGGCAAAAUAAUCUCCUUAUUAAUAAAUUAUCUCUCUAGCCCAAGAGGAAGCUCAAGAAGAAGAAGGUACAAUCAGCCGGCCAACCAGUCCUAAAAUCACAGACUCCAUUUCAACAGAGCCAUCAAAUCCUGAAGUAGACAAUAAAGAUAAUCUUGCAGCUAGAAUAUCAUCAGCCAAGCAAGUAACCAACAGAGGUAAGAUCAAAAGUCAGACUUUAUCAGAUUUUUCAAGUAAUAGAUUGUUAAUGUGGAUUUUGGCAAUUUAUAAGCUGUGGAUCAAAUUAUAUGUGCUUGUAAUUAAUUUAAAAGUUGAAUUUGUGUCUAAGGGGUCAGCUGCAUUAUGAUGCAUAAUGGUAGUCCCUAUUUGCCGAUAAUAUUUUUUUAUCAUGUUGUAUGUAUGAUAUAGGGCAUAUUAAGUUCAGUCUAUUUUUAAAAUGAUGUGUGAUAUAGUUUUCAAAGUCACAUCACACAAAAAUUAGAUUGAAACAUGGUGUGUUGAAUUAUCUCCUUACUAAAAUGUCUAAUACCGGUAUAUAAAAAUGAUUAAUUUAUAAUCACUAUGUUAAUCAUAUUGGAUGAUCUGUUAAAAAUAAGAUUUAAUGAUCACAGAUGAUCACAGAUGAUAAGACAAAUAAUUGGAAAACUAAUAAUAAUUGUAAAUUUUGAUUGAAAAUUGCAGUUGACAGCAGAGCAACAAAUUCCUCGGUCCUGGGCUCUGAGAUCCAGUCAAGUCUUGAGACUGCUGUAGAGUUGACAGAAAAGGAAAAAUUAGCUGCUGAGUGGGCGGAGCUAAUGCAGGUAAAUUCAUGAGACAAACUCAUCUCCCUUACAUUGCAUCACUAUUCUCCUUGUCUCCACUUCUUGGCUCCACUGAGACUUGCCAGCAAACCUUAGUGAUGUUAUUUGUUUUAUAGAAAUUAUCAUUUUCCUGAAUGGUUCUUUCCAAUAUUCUCUAUUGUUAAGUGGAAGCCUACAUACAACUUACAAGAACAUUGAUAAAAAUGGAACCUGUGCAUUUGAAGUUUUUGUUGCUGUUGUCUUAGAUUUUCUAAAUUUGAAUUUAAUCGUUUUGAAUUUCAUUGGUAAAAUUCAAAUGUUCUGGUAAGGUUUUUGAUACUGUCAUUUUAAUACUGCAAAGUCUCUUAAAGUUUAAUUAAUUAUUAUUUUAUUCCACAUAGUAAUUAAAACUAGAUCAUUAUUUAUAUUGUCAGUAAUCUUAUGAAACUGAUAAAAACAUGAAAUUUAAUAAAUGUUUACUUUCAGAGUGAAAAGUUUAAUAAUCAUCUGUUUCUGUUGGAGAGAGUUAUUAAUCUCAACACAUACCAGAUAAAACAAGCCUUGUAUAGGGGAUACAAAACAGUUUCAGGUAAUUUACUUCUACUAUUUAAUUUACUUCUGUAAUUUUGCACCCACUUUGGGAAGGAAUGGUUAAUCAUUCCUUUAAUUAUCUGUUUGACCCAAUUACUGUGAAAAUUAGUGGUUAUUUUAAAAUUUCAUAAAGUGACAGCUUAAAAUACUAAUUUUCAGUUCCUGAUCCAAAAAAUAAGCAAAGAGAACAAUUUGUUUUGGUCUCAAAUGUAAUGGAGCAAAAUUACAACUUUUUUUGUGUUAGGCAAGACAAUCCAAUACAUGACUGUAAAGAGAUUAAUCUUGGUGAUGGAAAAUUUAAAUGUGUGUACGAUUCCUUGGUCCUGAGUCGAGGUAUUAUAAGACUUUUGCAUGACGUAUGAAGUUUGUCUAAAUUUUUAAGUGUUUCAAAAAAAGUACAAUUAUGUAUUGAAAUUUUAACAAGUUUAAUUAACAAGGUAUUUACAAUUUACUUGUCUGUCUGCUACUAGAAAUGUUAAUGGCAGAAGGCAACAAAAGAAGCAGAGGAAAUACAUUUUAUGCCACCACUGGUGGGGCAACUGGGUCUAGUCAUUAAGACAGAUUGUGUUAAGUUAUUGUUAUAUGUCAUGUUAAUUAUGGUUUUAGAGAGUUUUUUUUAAUGACAUUUGAAUUUUCAUGAAUGGAGCAGUAUUGUGUCAGUUAAUUUAGAAUAAUUUAGUUAUAAAAAAGUUUUUAUGAUUAAUUUAUUUUGAUGUUAAAGUUCAAAACGUUAUUUUGGGAUAAUUGUGUUGAUUAUACUUCAGGGACAUUUGGUAUUGAUUUGUCUAUCUUAAAAUUUCUACUAUUUGUCUUUUGGUGUUUUCAUUUGAAAAACAAUUGUUUUGAUGGUUACUUAAAAUUCUAGCUAGAUGUUAAUUGGGAAUAUUUGUAUAUUCUAUACCCUUUUCCCCCUCAAAAUAUACCUAAAUAUGUGGAGCGUCUUAUGUUCUGAUGAAGUAGAAAUUUUUUCCUUUAUUAAAAUGUAAAUAAAAAAGAGUGUGCAUUUUAUAGGCUGCUGUGUAAUAUAUGAUACUGGGUUGCCAUGAGCACCAUGAUAAAUGGCUUUUAUCAAUACUAGAAUUAAACUGUUUAAUAUAUAUUACAAUCUCUGUUACAUAUAUGUCAGUUUGUUUUUAAAAUUUCUGAAUUAUAAAUAUUAAACAAAUGUGCGAUUAUUAAUUUGUCUAUAUUCUUUAAUGAAAUUACUUUAAUAUAUGGGAAUUAUAUUUUUUAUUUAUAAUGCACUUGUUGAGAAGUAAUUUGUUUCAUUUGACCUAUGUAUAUUUUUUUAGAGUCACACUCGACUCUGGCAUCAUUAGCUCAAGAUAUGGGACCAAACCUUGAUCGUUUAUGGUCUUAUGCUUGUAUCUUGACUCGAGGAAAAAAUGUCAGUUGUAUGGCAUGGAAUAAAUCAAAUCCGGUGAGAUAUUAUGGAUUUUUAAAUGUAUAUUUUCAUCAUGGUUGAUGUUUUAAAAUCUAAAUAUGGCAUCCAAUCUAUUUACCAUGUAUAUAAUGUCUUUGUAUCAGCAUAUAUAUUUUAAUUCUUUUGAUUCAGGAUCUUAUUGCCAUUGGCUAUGGCCAAUAUGAAUUCACAGCCCAAAAGCCUGGUCUGGUUUGUUGCUGGUGUUUGAAAAAUCCGGAGGUAAACUUUUGUUUGAUUGAAAGGAUUGAUCAAGUGUUGCCAAAUUAUUUUUGCUGAUAAAAUUAUUUGCUAUAUAAUUAUUUGUUGCUAGUAUCUGUGGAUUUAGGACAUUUCUGUUAUUUGACUAUUUCUAAUAAUGCUUGACAAAGAGAUAUUUUUUUCAUAUAUUGUAGUGUUUCAAAAACAACUAAAGGGAGUUCAAUUUAUUUUAAGAAAACCAACCCUGAAUGAUUAGAGCUGGUGUAAGACCAAAAACUUUAAAAAGAGAUUCUUCACUUUACAAUGUGAGAUUAGUACAAGAUUUAUUUAGUAUGAGCCAUAGGACCUCACAAUAUUGUAGCCAUAAAAAAUUCUCAGUUCAUUUUAAGAAUUUGAUAGGGGAAAAUGUUUAUUAGAUUAGCAUGCAUACGACUUUUCUAAAUUGCAAGUUACACACUUUCAAAAAGCAUAUAUUAUUUUAGUAAAAGUUAAUUUUUAAAAAUAAGCAUGAAACAUCUUAUUUUUUCAUUGUAUUUAUCAAAUAAUAGUAUCCUGAGAGAGUUUUCUCAUCAAAGGAGGGAGUGACUUCUCUUGACUUCUCAACAGCCAAUCCAAACUUGUUAGCGGUACACAAAUUAAAUAUAUUUUUGUGGUAUCAUAUUUGAAUCUUUAUUUUAUCUAACUUUAAACCUUAUAAUUAUUUAAUUUCAAAGAAUGAUUUUUUAAAAUGCUACUAAUACUAAUAAUGCUAAAUAUCUAUCAAUGGUUUUAAAAACAAUUGCUUUUUGUGAUGGUUAGCGAAACAAAUUGUCCUUAACUCCAGUGGGAAGGGGGAUUAGAAGUGCCAUGCAAAAAGUUUGGUACAGAAGGUAAUUCACUACAUGUGGUUUUGAUCUGAACUCCAUUAUAUAUAAAAACGCUAUUAAUUUUCAGUAUUCUUCCAUCUUUGGUGCAAUUAUACUGAAAUAUUAGUUCCACUGCUAAUUACUGAUAAGCAAAAUAUAUUUCUUAUUUUGUAUGUGCAUGACAUCAGCAUGCAAAUGGAUAUUGAAACAGGAUGAUUUUCAUCUAUUAUAAAUUUUUGCUGAAUUAAUUUUAGAAACUGUUAUAAUUUUUUAUUAAGUUUUUUAUACAUAAGAAUCACAAUGUUAACUCUUAUUUUCAUUUCCAUUUUUAUUGCUACAAUCAAAAUAAUAAAUAUGCUAAUUUAUUGCAAUUUAUAUGCUGCAAACUUUUGUCAAAUAGGUUGGUUUUUAUGAUGGAGGUAUUGCUGUUUACAAUGUAAGGAAAUCAGUGGAUGAGCCAGUUCUAGAUAAUUUGUAAGUAAUAUGGUAAAAUAAAUUACAAUAACAGAUAAAACAAUUACAUAGCAAUCACCAAGAUACUGCUACAAAAAUGGUGACAAGCCCUUUAUUAAAUGUGUUUAAAGGUUAUUUCCAUCCACACUGUGAAGUACAUUGGGCAACAGUUGAUUUCCUAAUAUUCCUGCUGCAACUUUUUCACCAUUUUUUAGGCUGGUACCCAAUUUACUUUAGCCCCUUUCAUAUGUGUCUCUCUAUGUCCUCUUGAUUGUCCCCUGCAGCCAUUUGUAAACAAAUCAAAUUGUAUCUUCCAGGCCAUGGGCGCCCGCAGAAAACUUUCUAAGGGAGGGGGGGCAAAAAAAAUCAAUUAACUUUCCAGGGGGGGGCAAACAUUUUUUAGUAAUGUUUUAAUAUAGUUUUAAUUUACUGUAGCGUAUUUGUACUGUGAACGAACGGACAGGACAUCAGCUUAGUUACUUUCUCUUUAUUUUCUCUUUAAUUUAAUAAUUUUUUUGUCUAUUUUUGUCUAAAUUUUUUUAUCCAAUCAAUCCGGGGGGGGGGGGGGGGGGGGGGGCAAGUGGCCCCCUUGCCCCUACUUGCGGGCGCCCAUGUUCCAGGCUGUGUUCGGCUGAACAAUUUAAAAUUAAAUUAGCCACUGAAGACAUAAUGACAAUGCAAUUCUAAAAAUAUAAAAAAUUGUCCUUAAAAUCAUUAACAGUUUUUAAAAAUCAGUUAACCAUUGUCUUAGUGUGAAUAAAAACAUAUGAAUCAAGUCUUUUCAAUAAAUUCAGCACAGCAUCUGGCAAACAUUUGGCUCCAGUCUGGCAGUUGAAAUGGGUUGAGAAAGAAAGAGGCUCAGGAGAGGACAGUACAGAGGUUCUAAUUUCAAUAUCAACUGAUGGUCGUGUCACACAGUGGUCAAUACGAAAGGGCUUUGAGAGCUAUGGUUAGUGCAAAUAAUUUUAGAACCAUUUCCUUAUAGAAAAUUCUGUAAGCUGUUAUAUAUUGGGGCUACUUUUCUGUCACCCUUAGUAAAUAUUUGACAGUUAAAUAAAUCAGUGUCUAAAACUUAAAAUAAAUAAAUCCCUAUUUUCUCAUGAUUUACAUCAUUCUCAUUAAAUCACUACACCAUCGUGUCGUGAGAAUGAAUAUUUGGGGUCGUGUGAAAAAUCAUGGUUAACUUGGUCUGUUACACAUAUCACACUACUUAAAACAAUAUUAGAAAUCAAAGAGUUACAAUUAGUAAAUUUAAUUUUGGCUUUUAAUUUGAUGCCCCUCAUAAUACUUGUUUGUUUUGAUCAGAUGUUAUUGGAAUAAUAAAAGAUAUAUUUUACAAUCAACGUUGAAGUAUUUAUGAAAGAUGUUAAGUAUUUUCAAGAUAAGCAGUUUACUUUGAUUUUAAUUAUUUUUUAAGGCAAUCUAUUGUACUAUUGUAAAAGGUUAAAGUUAAAAAUACUUUUAUUUAUAUCAGCAUUUAAAAAAGCAGUUUAAUACCUUCAUUGAAAUUUUUAAAUUUAUUUAAGAAAUAACAACAAUAGUGCUAUGUUAUUAUUAUCCUAUCAGAUGUAAUGAAAUUGAAGAAGAUGCCUACAAGGAUGGCUGGUCGAUCACGAGAGAAGAAAGGAGAAGCUUUUAUCUCAAGAUUUGCUGGUGGCUUGUGCUUUGAUUUUCACUUAUUAGAUUCAAACAUGUAAGUAAAAGAAGCCAUCUCUGUACAUUUCUGUAAAACAUCGUCAUUUUGUACUCUGUCAAGCUUAACUCUUUGCUAAAACAUUAGGGCAAGGGUCUCUAGAACUGAAAAUUUCUAUUGAAUAGACAGUUUCUUGGAACUCACUAGAUCUGAGGCAUAGAUCAAAGAUAUUAGAAAUAAGAAGCUAUUGAAAAUGCAUACAAUGACCAUCUACUGACAGAAAUCAAAGAGAAAAAUGAUAUGAUUACCAAAAACUAACCAAAGACCCACUAAUCACAAAAGCUUACCAAAAAAAGUACUAGCACAACUGGAAACAUCAAGGGAGGAAAUAAACAGGGAAAACAAUAUGAAUGAGCAGUGGGCUGGGUUAAAAGAUGCUCUGAAGAGAUCAGCAGAAAAAAAUAGAUUUUAACAAACUAACAGUACAGUAGGGUGGUUUGAUAAUGAAUGCAGAAAGACUGUCAAAGAAAGGAACAAGGCAUGAAUGGCCAUAAUACAAAAGGAAACCAGACGAUGAAGCCAGAAGAAAAAGGAAUGAAAAUGUACAGGAAGAAAAAUGGGAAAUGGGAAAAAGCUAAACUAAAAAAAAAGAAAGAUUUUUCAAGAGAGUAAAAUAUUAGAGGAACGCAUAUGGAGAUAAAAGACAAAAAGAAAUGAUACCAAGUCAGAUCACGAAUGUGCGAGAGCUAAGAUGGACAAUUAAUUACAGAAAAUAGUAUAGUCCUGGGGAGAUGGGCUGAAUAUUUUGAGGGAAUAUUAAUUGCAGACAAUUGGGCAAGAUGAAGAUUAUAAAGCACCACAUGGCGGACCAAACACUUUAACCCCCCAUUUCAGAAGAAACUACAGAAGUAAUCAACUCUAUGAAGAACCAAAAUGUCCCUGGAGAAGAUCUCAUCACAGCAGAACUUAUGAAAUAAGGAGGAAGAGAACUGCACAUUCAGACACACAAGAAGAGAGAAUUCAAACAUAAUGGGACACAACACUAAUAGCCCCAAUACACAAGAAAGGUUCAAAACUUCAAAGCACAAACUACAGAGAAUUUCCCUACAAAAUGUAACAUAAAAAAUACUGACUAAACUGAUCGCCAAGAGACUUCAAUGCUACACUGAACAAUUGCUAGGUGAGUCCAAUGUGGAGUCAGACAAAACAGAUCAAUGAGUGAUCAGAUUUUCACCAUCAGAUGCCUAUAAUCUAAAUGUUAAAGAAAAUUAACACCAGUGAACCAACUCUAUGUGGGCUCUAUAAAAUGGCCUAUGACAGCAUCAGAAGAAAAUAUAUAUAUGACACUCUGCAGGAGUUUUGCAUACCCAACAAACUGACAAGACUGAUAGAUGUAAUUAGUAAUAUUAAACAACUCAAAAAGCAAAAUCAAGUUUCAGGGAGAAUAUUCAAGGGAAUUUGAGAUUAGAUGAGGUUUAAGACAAGGAGACGCUCUGUCUUGAAUGCUAUUUAACCUAACAUUAGAGAGACUUCUAAGAAGUAUACAUAUUGACACCAGUGGAAAAAAUCACAGGAUGCUAUGUGAGGAAAAUUAAGACCCACAACCUAUAAGCACUCUCUACAACCAACCCCUUAAGUAUCUUGCAUAAGUUGAUGACAUAGCCCUGUUAGGGAAAAGUAGUAAAGAUAUAUCAAAAUCCUUUAGUGAAUUAGAAGACGCAUCACUGCAAGCAGGGCUGGAAGUUAACAGCCCAAAAACAAAAUACAUGACUAUGUUAAGAGAAGAGCAGGCAGAUGAAACCAUUAUUAGAAAUCACACUUGAAAAAUUAAAACAAUUCAAAUAUCUAGGAUCCUCAAUAAAAGAAAGAAAUGAUGAACAGAAAUAAAAGAAAGAAUCCCUACUGGAAACGGAGCAAACUUCAGGAGGCACAAAAUACGCAAAAGUAAAAACAUUAUAAGAAAAACUUUAUAUAAAACUGUAAUCAGACCAUUAUGCAAGUGAAACUUGGAUCCUAAAAAAAACAGGAGAAAACCUAUUAAAUACAGGGGAUAGAAAAAUACUCCGGAAAAUUUAUGGAUCAACAAAAGAUGAAUAUGGAUUGAGAGUAUGAACUAACCAGGAAUUCUGGUGGCUAUACCAGGAGCCCAAAAUAAAUACAAAAAGGCAGGCUGUGCUGGACAUUUGGAAAGAAUGCCAAAUGACCAAGGAGUGAAUAGGGUGCACCACCAAAACCCCAGUGGAAAACUGCUUGAAGGCAGACCUAAGCUUAGUUGGAUAGACAUGUGGAAAAAGAUCUACAGCAGCUGGAAAUCCUCACAUAAAAAAGAUAAGCAUCACACUUAGGUCUGAGUGGAAGGAAAUGGUGAAGCUGGCGAAAGCCCUAUAUGGGCUGCAGUGCCACAGGGAUGGAUGGAUAGAAACAAUUUUUCAUGGAAUAUUUGGAGAGAGUUAAAGGGACUUCAAGUUUCCACCAUUACACAUAUGAGAAGGUUAGCCUCUGCACCUUCAGAUAUUGCACUUUUACCUAUUUAAAAAAAAACAACUAUGUAAUGGCAGGAAUACAAGAAAACCAUGCAGUUUUUUUUUUAAAGUCCUAAUAAGAGAUGGUUCAUCAUCUUCAACAGAUGGAAACAUGGUUAUCCUAUGAAGGUGCAUCAAAUGAUGUCAUUGACAGUUUUGCUGCCACCUCUCCCUAAAACUAAUCUUUAAUCACAUGUUUGAGAACAUUUAAUAAUAAUAUUAAUAAACACAUUUUAAGUUUUUUUCAAGGUUAUCAAUCUAUGUUAAGACUUGCUGUCAAUAAACAACUAAACAAUAUGUGCACAUGUGACCAAUUUAUAUCACAAAUAACUUGGUUCUGGAAGAAAAAUUGGAAGAUGACCCCAAAAUUUUACAGAAAAAAUAAUUUCAAGAACUUGACAUUUGUUUUUACCUUUAAACAAUGUACAACACUGCCAGGGGUUAGGUAGGUGGGUUUAAGCUGAGUGUUAGAUAAUGACAACAAAUCACAUCCAAACAAUCAUUGGUGCAACUCAGCUUAAAAUCAUCUUUAAUAAAGAAUUCAUGGUAUUGUCACACCUUGAAAUUUUGUCUGUAUUUUUUACCAAAUGACAGUCAGUUAUGUGUUGAAACUUUACAAUUUUUCAUGGUAGGUGAUAUUGAUAUAUUUUUUGAAUUCAAUUUAGUUGUGUUGGUUCAAGAGACUAUUUAACAGUGCCAAAAUAAAAAUGAUAGCAUUUCUAUACUCUUAGCAAGAGCCGCCUUCUCUGGUUAAGUCAUGUAAGAAGAAUUGAGGAAGCCUGAAUUCCAAAAGAUCUUCUGUAUGGAGAAUUGGCAGGAGGGGAGGCAUAUUAUUUAUUGGAUGGCCGUGGCUGAGAUUUAAGGACGUUUGCAAAGGAACAUGAGGGAGGCCAACAUAGAAAUCAAUGAGUGGAAGAUCAUGGCUAAGCACCGUUCCAGCUAGCAAACAGCAGAGUAUGAAGGAGUCAAGAAGUGAGAAGAUGUAUGAAAUGAAGCCAUGGCAAGUAAAAUGGCAUUAUGGAAGGUCAAAUUUAACCAGGAGUUAAGGUUCUCUUGUGAGAAGUGCAGCCGAGACUAUCCCCGUAAGAGCAGUUAACCAGUUCAUCAUAUUGAUAACUAUGGAACCAUGAACUGUAUUAGCACAGCAUCUUUCACAAUUGUAAAACUUAAAUGGAGCAAACGUCUUUGUUUAAUCUUUGUUGUACAUCUGUUUAAAAUGUUUUCAAAACCGUUUUGUUUGAGGUACCAACGAAUGCAUGUUUUAUCUACCGUUUACAUUUUGAUUCCUGUUAGUAGUAUUUUAGGAAUGGUUUUGCAUGGGGUCUGCUAUGCCAUUAAGAUGGUGAAGUUACUUUAACUUUCAUUACACAUCAUCAUUACAGUUUUAAAGUUGAACAUGCAAUCAUACUUUUUCAAUAAAUGUUCAUCUAUAUGGAGCCAGGCUAGUUAUAAAGCAUGUCCCUUGUUACAUUUGGUACAUUUCUAUAUCAGUUGGAUGUAUUGUGUUCCAGAUAUUUAGCUGGUACAGAGGAGGGCUACAUUCAUAAGUGUUCUUGUUCUCACAAUGAACAGUACCUAGAAAGCUAUCAAGGCCAUACAGUAAGAGGUUUAAAGUAGCUAAUUCAUAGAUUAUAUGGGAUGGAUUAUCAAAAACAGACAUUAGUAUCAUGUAACAAUGAACUGUCCUUAGAAAUAAGUUUAAAAGUACAUAUUUUUAAAUUAGAAUAAAAACCUGAGUUUAAAAUUCAGAAUAUUGACUUCUUUGAACUAAGAAAGUGAGAAAAAAAAACAAAAAAAAAAAAAUAAUAUUAAAACCUUUGUUCCAAAUCAUUAUUUGGAGUUCACAUUUUGACCCAAGGUGAUUUCUUAAAACAUUAUUUAAUGAAAUAAAUUAUUUAAAAAGAUUUGUUAAAAUUUUUUUUACUGAUACUGAUAAUCAAUGACAAAGAAAAUUGCUUUUAUUUUUUUCUUCCUUCUUAUGUAAAAUACUUUCUUUCUUUCAGGCACCAGUUUAUGCCAUUCAAUGGUCACCAUUUGUUACGGAGCUUUUCUUAACAUGCAGUGCUGACUGGACAAUCAAACUCUGGCACCAGGAUAAACCGAAACACAUUCUUUCGUUUCACUCUAACACUGUGAGUGCUGGCCGAUUUUUUUUUUUUAGGUCUACUUAUUUUAAACAUUAUUUAUAAAAAAAUACCAGAUGCUUAAAUAAAAGUGAGCUAACCUGAAAAUAUUUACAAUUUGCAGAAGGCUGUUAAUGAUAUCUGCUGGUCACCCUGGUCAUCCACAGUGUUUGCAAGUGUCAAUGAGGCAGCAGUUGAGGUGUGGGACUUAGCGCAGAGCACGUGAGUGUUACAAUUUUACCAUUCAUCACAUUUUGUUUUAGUUUUGUUUCUAAGAAAAUGUUUUAAAAAUAUUUGGACUUAAUUGUUAUAGCAAAAUUUGUAACAAAUGAUUUUGUUUUUUUAAAGGUUGGAUCCUGUGUAUUCCAUUGCUCCCCCUUCAGGGGCAAAACAGACAACUGUCUCAUUCAGCAAGAAUUCUCAGGUACAUCUCUGCUUGGAUUUAAGAAAGUUUAAUUUCAUCAAAUUUAAGGAAAAAAAAUUUAGUUUCCUUGUUAGAAAAAAUAUCAUACACAUUUUUGAGUACUCAUAUUUUUUAAAAUUUGCACUUUAGUGUUUACUGGUGGGAGACAGUGAGGGCCAGGUGACAGUCUAUCAAUUAAAGUGCAUGCCAAUGCCACCAGAUAACCAGGUAAGACCGCACAAGCUAUGACAUAACAGAACUUACAAGGCAGUAGUUCAUUUAAAGAAUUUUUCAGAUGUCUCUUAAAAUAGGUUUGAUUAAAUCAGUUACAAAGUCAUUCCGAAUACAAAUAUCCAUUCCUUUUAAGUAAAAAAAAUUAAACGGACCACUAUUUAAAUGUCAUUUUUUUUCAGGAAAAAGCUUUAAGGGAAGUAAUCAAAUCUUCAUUAGCCAGUCAGCUGCCGGAGACCAUGGAGGGGUCAGGGGAUCAUCCGGAUGAGGAGGCAGAAGGGGACAAGAAACUUGAUGAAGCCGACUAUCUUAAAUAAAAGCCAGUGAUAUUAGGAAUAUCUUGUUAUUCAAAACUAUUGUUUGCCUUUUUUUCAUGACCAAAUAACUUAUUUAUUUCAGCUCCUGUACUUCCAUAAUUGAAACAUGUUUGUUGUAUGAUCAAUAUGUAGAAUUAAUCAUAAGAAAUUAAGAAUAAUUUUCUGGCAUUGAUUCAGCAUGUGCAUGCAGGCGUAAGUAGGUGCGAGUUUGAAUCUUGAUACUGAAUAGUUAAAAACUGUUCUUGUCUGUUUGAGAACGGCCUAUAUCUAAGCACCUGUCAUUGACUGAUUUGAGUGUAGUCCUGAAUAAUUUUAAAACUAAUCUACAAACUUCUAAGUUGUAUAUGUGAAUAAUAUUUAUAGUAAUCUAUUUUGAGUUUUUAAACGCCUCAUUUAAAACAAAAUGGAAAAAUCCUAUUGGCAUGAAAAAUUUGGGAAGAUGUUUUUUUUUUUUUUAUAAAGAUCAGCUUUAUUAUCCCUUGUUUGAAAACAUAUCGGUCCAUUGUAUUUGUAUAUAGACUGAAGGAAACUUUGUAAAAUUAUAUACCGGGUAAUAUAGUGCAGAAUAAAUAUCUAUGUAAGCUUGUCUGCAGAAAACACCUCUAACUGCCAGGCUUCUGAUCCUUAGUAACUGUCAAGCAGACGUUUGAUAGCCGGAUGAGGAGAAGUGCAAACAAAAAAAGAACACUAGACCGCCUAUAGAAUACAAUGGCUUUGACUUCCACAAAUGCAAUGGUAUUAAGUCCAAAAUCGGGUCACGGUCAUCUUUAGGUGUUUAAAGGACUUUUUUUUUCCCCAAUGACCUUCGGAUACCGUACUUAAAUUAAAACCUAUAUUAUAAGAUAAGAUUUGUUAAUGAUCCAAAUAUAUGGAAAAAUGUUUUGGUUACAUUGAAAAUAUUCAUUUUCAUCAUACAGAUAAACUUUUCCAUGAAAAAAAUAAAUGAGUUUUAGUUGGCUGUUUUUAAACUAAUGCUUUCGCCCCCCUUUUUUUUUAACCUGAGACGAUUUAUUCAUGUACAAUUAAUUGAGGAGUAAUUAUUUAUUAUAAAAAUGUCUAUAGGGUUACAGUGCUUACAAUUUAUGAUACUUAAAAUGAUAAAUUAUGAGAUUAAUAAUUUGUUGUCAUAUGAUCAUUUAAAUUGUGUAGAUUUAUGUUAUAAGAUUAGAAAAAUGAAUUUUAAAAUAAAUAUUUACUUUAUUAAACAGCACUGACCUUCUGUAAUAAAAAAUAAAUUAACAACAUAAAAAAAAUAUAUGUGUUGAGAUUAUGAUCAUCUUUAUAGUUCUUGUACCAGGUAAUUACAAAAUAUUUUUACUUCAGAAAUCUACAAUUUUGAUAUUGAAUUUGAAUGUAAAAUUGAGUUAUAAUUAUAAAAAAAAAACCAACUCUCUUAAUGAUAUAAAUAAAGCUUGAUUAAUUAGGAGCAUUUGGUGUGACUACUUUUAUCUUGGCAGCUUUCUAUUUUUUAAAUUACUAACAGUGAGUGUGUAAGGUGAUGUGUCAGCCCCAUACAAAAAAUAUUCUUGUUACAUGCUGUUAAUCCCUUAAGAUUGUGGUCCAUGCACUGAGCUGGUA